Messenger RNA from Anopheles cruzii, 414 nucleotides. RefSeq names its product general odorant-binding protein 56d-like. Gene Ontology annotation, biological process: sensory perception of smell. The transcript has 3 exons. Bases 1 to 414 code for a protein of 137 amino acids. Gene Ontology annotation, molecular function: odorant binding. NCBI's taxonomy places the organism in Eukaryota, Metazoa, Arthropoda, Insecta, Diptera, Culicidae. The record is from RefSeq and is a predicted model, not a curated record.
AUGCAGAGCCUUCAGAUAGUGUUCGGUGUCCUGCUGGCCGCGGUGACCGUAAUGGCAUUCUUCACCGAGAAGCAACACGAGGUCGCCAAAUCGCUGGCGGACGCCUGCCACGCCGAGUUGGGAGGCGCGCUGCCGGAAGAGUUUGCCAAGAAAAUGCGCCAAGGUGAUCCGUCGCUGGACAGCGAAGUGGCCAAGUGCACCAUCCAGUGCAUCUUUGCCAAGGUUGGCUUCACGGACGACACCGGAGCCACCAACCGGACCGUGCUGGUGGCGAAGCUUUCGAAGGGCAAUCCGACCGAGAAGGUGGAACGUUUUGCCGAUCUGUGCGACAAGAACGACGUCGGGCAGACGAAGUGCGAUAAGGCCUUCGGACUGUACCAGUGUUACCACAAAAACAAAUCGAUCUUCGACUGA